CACUUAACAGCAUUUGCAGCCCCAUUUAUAUGUAGUUGCAAAGCAGUCACUUGUUGUUGUGGUUGGAACGCAAUCUCGUCGCUCUGUCUGUAAUGUGGCGUUGCAUACGCUCGUGCUCGACGCUGCUUCACGCUGCUCUUGAGCGACCGCAGUCUGCCCUUGCGCUCCAUUCCACUUGUGGAGCUGUCUGUCGCACCAGCAGCCCAACAGCAACAAGAAGAGCAACAGUCGCAGCCACGCGAUCGCUCAGCGUAUCUGCACUGGCCUCCUCUGCUGCUGCUCCAACUCCAGCUCCUGCCACCCCGCCACGAGCCAUGCACCCGUCGUUCGCAACCAUCCCGGGCAUUCCCUCGACGCUCCUGCACCACUUGACUUUGAUCGCGCCUGGGACUCUGACCAGCACUGACGAGAGCAGCAAGCCCGUCAUCGUCCCUCUCUCACACACGUCCGCUGCCGCUGCCGGUCGUCGCCGGAUUCUGCGCAUCUCGGGCCCAGAGGCUGCCGAUGUGGUGCAGAAUCUCACCGCGAAUGACAUAACAAUCACACCGCAUCCAGUCGUGUUCACGGCCAUGCUGAAUCACCUCGGACGCGUUCUGGCAGACGCAUUCGUGUUUACGUUUCCGCCAGCAACCAAGGCAAAUUCAAUCACGAGCGAGACAGAAUUCCUGCUGGACGUCGAUCAGGAAACGUCUGUGCAGCUCAUUGAAGCCCUGCAGCCUUUCGUCCGGUUGGCAGAUGUGGAUCUCGACACCAAUGUUGCCGAGUGGCAGCUCGUGCAAGUCUUUACGCCUCCAGCAUGGAGUGCCUCGCAGACGAUCGAUUGGCUGCACCAAGUGCAAAACACUACUAGUUCUGAUGCCAGUGCCAAGGCUCGUGCGCACGUGCUCGGCGGCUGGGAUCCUCGUCUCGUUCGCCCGCAAAAUUACCUCGACACCCAGAUCGAUCAGGUGGGCAGCAGUAUGGGCCUGCGGCUGCUGCUCAGCGCGUCGCAUCCUCUCGUUGCGGAUUCGGCUCGCUGGGCAACGCUUGGACGGCUGGGAUCUCUCGGCGAGUACGACGAUCGUCGCUAUGCUCUGGGUCUGGCCGAGGGCGUGUCCGGCUUUCGAUUUGCCACCAGCUUCCCGCUCGAAUCUAAUUUUGAGCGACUGAACGGAGUGCAUUUCAACAAGGGCUGCUACCUUGGACAGGAACUCACCCAUCGCUCGCAUUCUCGAGGAGUUACGCGAAAGCGGAUUCUGCCGUUUGUCACCUCAACCGGUGCUCCACUCCCUAGCGAUGUGGUUGGAGCUGAUCUGCUUGGUCCAGAUUCGAGCAAAAGCAUUGGCGUCGUCAGAUCAAUACAUCAUGGCAAGGGGCUCGCCUUGCUGCGCCUCGAUUCGGUCAUUCCAAGCAACGUGGAUGAAGUUUGCGGCACAGUGUUGCCCUCCCUUCGCAUUGCGUCGCAUCCCGAUAUUUCCGUCCAACCGUUUCUUCCUGCCUGGUGGCCGUGGCGUGCAGCGCGAGGAGGAGAUGGAAGCGUUGAUUCAUCGUGAGCUCUGAUGUUCAUAAAAACAAAUGUAUAAUUCAAACAAGAAAAACCA
This is a messenger RNA of Capsaspora owczarzaki ATCC 30864, 1580 nucleotides long. RefSeq lists its product as hypothetical. Gene Ontology annotation, molecular function: protein binding. The coding region runs from base 93 to 1532 and encodes 479 amino acids. Gene Ontology annotation, cellular component: mitochondrial matrix. NCBI's taxonomy places the organism in Eukaryota, Filasterea, Ministeriida, Capsasporidae. The transcript is spliced from 3 exons. The record is from RefSeq and is a predicted model, not a curated record.